This is a messenger RNA of Gekko japonicus, 4536 nucleotides long. RefSeq names its product t-complex 11, testis-specific-like 2 (gene TCP11L2). Gene Ontology annotation, biological process: signal transduction. Bases 285 to 1826 code for a protein of 513 amino acids. NCBI's taxonomy places the organism in Eukaryota, Metazoa, Chordata, Lepidosauria, Squamata, Gekkonidae. The record is from RefSeq and is a predicted model, not a curated record. The transcript is spliced from 12 exons.
GGGAGUUUAAAGCCCGGUUGAGAACAGCUGAGUGGAAGCAAAAGAAGACGGAAAGGGGAGCAAGCUGGGGGAAGCUGCCUGUUAGGAUAUCCUCGGGGGAAUUGCCAAGCAAGGACCUUAAAUGCACAAAGCACUGGAAGUGCAACCUCCAGUAAGUUGCAUCAGAACCUACAUGCGGAAGAACUCCUGAGCCGGAAAACUGCAUCAGUCUCUGCAAAUUUGGGACAGACUCGUUUCUGUAGCUUUAGGUCCUGCAUACUCCGAACUGCAAAAGUUGACCCAGAAUGCCUCUCAAUGAUGAGCAGAACGGUGACUGUGACUCUUCAAGAUUAUCUGAAAGCGCAGCUUCUUCCAGCGACUCUGAAUAUUCAAGACAAAGUUUUACCAGUGACUCUUCAAGCAAGCCCAGCUCUCCAGCUUCAACAAGCCCUCCCAAAGUGGUCACCUUUGACGAAAUGAUGGCUGCAGCAAGAAACUUGUCAGACCUGACUCUAGCUCAUGAAAUUGCUGUGAAUGAGAAUUUUCACUUGCAGCGCAUAGAGCACCCACAGAACAGUUUGCCUGGAAGAGUGAGACAAAUUGUACACCAAGCAUUCUGGGAUCGUCUGGAGGAAUAUCUGAACAAAGAUCCCCCCGAAUAUGAGCAUGCCAUCAAGCUGUUUGAUGAAAUUAAAGAGAUUCUUCUUUCGUUUCUGAACCCUGGCGCGAACAGGAUGCGAAGCCAAAUCUGCGAGGUCCUUGACACAGAACUCAUAAGGCAGCAGGCCCAGCAUGACGCGGUUGAUAUCCAGGGCCUCGCAAACUAUGUCAUUACCACAAUGGGGAAACUGUGUGCUCCAGUAAGAGAUAAUGAUGUAAACCAGUUAAAAGCCACUGGGAAUAUUGUAGCCUUGUUCAGGCAAAUAUUCCAUGUUCUGGAUCUCAUGAGGAUGGAUAAUGUUAAUUUUACUAUUCAGAGUCUUAGACCUCACUUUCAGCGCAACUUGGUGGAUUAUGAACGAGCGAAGUUCCAAGAAAUACUUGAAGAAACACCAAGUGCCCUGAACCUAACAACAGAAUGGAUAAGGGAAUCUAUACAGGAUGAACUAUCUUCUGUUUCCUGUGAAGCGUCUUCAUCCUCUGGUGCUGGUGGGAUCUCAAAACCAAAUCUGAGCCCUACUCUGGUGCUAACCAACAGCUACUUGAAAUUAUUGCAAUGGGACUAUCAGAAAAAAAAUAUUCCUGAGACACUGGUGGCAGAUGAAGGUCGCCUUCGUGAGCUGUCAGAGAAACUGAAUCAGUUGAAAAUUGUGGCUUGUAUCUGUCUCAUAACAAGCAACAUGGUGGGUGCAGCUAUUGAAGGAAUUCCAGACUUUGAUGACAAACAAAAGAAGAUUUCCUUUGUUCUGCUUGACGGAAUCAAUAAGAAGACAUUUGAUUUGAAAGAAGCUCUUACUGCCAUAGGUCUCAAGACAUGUUGUGAAAUAAACCAGUCAUUAACUGAGAGGGGCUUCCCGCCACUAAACAAAGAAGUUCAUGCAAAUUUAGUGGGUCAGAUCUGUAACGUCAUAGAGGAAGAUAAUACAAUCAGAUCCUUAAUUGAUAAACGAAUUCAACUGUACAUGAGAAAUUUCCUUGCUUCUCCAUGCUCUCAGAAGUCAAUGGCUACAAUUCCAGGAGGCCUUGCUGUGAUUCAGACAGAAGUGAAGAGCAUUGGAUCUCAGUUUGCCAGCAUUGUCAACCUUAAUAAACAGGUGUAUGGACCAUUCUAUGCAAAUAUCUUUCGAAAACUCCUUUUCAACAAGCCAGUAACGAGUACAGCAGACACUGACCCUUCUACUAAUUGAAACAUGUAAAUCUUCAUCCCCUCUCCUCUUUGCAGUGUUUAUAUAGUGGUGAUUUAUUCUUCUGAAUGUGCAUAACUUAAAAGUGAUGACUGGUAAUGAGAAAUGAGUAUAUCUAAUGAAAGAAACUCUAGCAAUUAUAUUCAAAUAAAGGUGCCCCUGAACCUCAAAUCCCUGCAAAGCUAUUAAACAUGUUUGAAAGGAUUAUUUCUGUUUAUAACAAUGAGUUGUAACAUUUAUUGUAAUUGUCUUCUGUAAAUGGUUUCUCCAAAGCAAGAAUCGAAUGUGCUUCCUCCAGUAUCUUUGGUGCAAUGAAAGAGAAGGUUGUAGUUCAGAUUUAAUCUGAAUUAAAAUAUUAAUUUUGAUGGCACACUAUUCAAACAUGAGUGGCCAGUUUGUGAAGAGACCUCUAGCAACUAGAGGAAAAAAAUAAUCUAAAUGAUUGAUCCUAUUGUAGGUAAGGUCACAGGACCAGGGGUUCCCCCCACGUCCCCCCAAAACACUCCCUUUUGCACACUAAGAUGCCACUGAGUCAGAUGUCUUGUGUCACUCGUUUGGAGGUAUUUUUAUUCAGGCAUGCAGGGACAUUCAUGUACCUCAGUCAUACAGUGAUUAACACUUGCUGUUUUUGGCUGGGUGAGGUGACUGAAUUCCUCCACACAAUAGUCUGUGUACAUGAUGAUGGCUCAGUUGUCAAGUGUAAGAUUUCUAGAUCAGGCAUGACCUGUGGGACACACUUCUCCAGACCUUUCUUUAAUUUGCCAGCCCCCCCCCCACUCUUAACUGUGGUUUAUGAUGGCAUCUUAACUUCAGUUAACAAUAACCAGGAUAUUCCUCUGGCUUCAAAGCUCUGGUCAUGAUGAAAAUCCUAGUUAGUAGUAGUAACCAUGAUUAAGACUGAUACAGAUAUAAUUAUUAAUCAUAUUUAUGGCCUGCAGCAAAAAGGAUGGGGGAAGCUUGUUGCUAAUCCCUUAAUAGAGUUAGUGAUCAGAAGCAUUACAUCUGUACCAGUACUGUAUGCAGAAAGACUUGUUAGUCCUCAUAUACUGCCAAUGUAACCCUCCCCCCCCCUUUGGAGGAGUAAUCUGGUUUUAGGCCCUUUGGAUAGGCCUUGUACUUCUACUGUUCAGUAGGCCUUUUGAAGCUUGGUAUAAGUAAUAUUGAUAGGCAGAGCCUUACAGUCUGAAAUAAUGGUCCUAAGAUCUAGGUAUUGUAAACAGAGCAAUUAAUGUUUCAUGUUCAUCAUCUUGGUUAGAAAUCAGGUGUAUGGGAGGGCUACUUCGAGAAAGCAGGGAAUGGUUUCCAGCAAGUCCUAUUCCCACAGUCUCUUUGCUCUGUUAUUAUCCUCCUUUACUUUUAGAUUGGCAGCUGGUGUGGAGAGAAGACAGAACUCUGUAAGGGUAUUUGGCCUGGGCUCUGUUCUGCCAAUUGCUGCCCAAUCCUACAGUCUUUAUGUGGUAAAGAACCUACUGACCUGGUUGAGCCUCUAGAAGUAUAUGAAAUGUAUAAUUGUUAUGCAAGUUGGUGGGAACAUUUUAUUGUAGAUUACUUGACAGACUGCAAUAUUUAUAUAUAAACUAUUUUUGCAUAUGUCAAAUUACUGAAUAUAGAAGGGCUGCAGUAUACUGGGUGUAAAAAUCUCCAAUUUAUACCAUAAUGAAUAAUAACUUUAAAAAAUUACUUCUGGGAAGUAUUGGCUCAUUGUGAGUCUCUUAGCAAAUGCGAAACUUCUAACCUGUCCAAUUGUAGUGGGCGUAUGCCUCUAAAUGUUCCCUGUUGAUCGUUCUUAUUCCUACAAUGUAUUUUUUUUUUGCUAUGAAUUCAUCUUUGCCCAUUUUGGGAAUAAUGUGCUACUUACUUGCCAUACAGUGCCCUGGCACAUCUAUGACAAACUUAAAGGACCUCAGCAUUAAGAACACUGUGGUUUUUUUAAUAGGCAACUAUGCCUUAUUUUCCUUUAACAGAAUUAUAUGUCCUUUAAAAAGAAAAUAAUGCCCUUUUCAUUUAACAGAACUGUAGCAGGGCGAUAUAUGUCCUUCAAAAAGAAAAUAACUAUAUUUUGCUUGGUUAUCUGAUACUGAGGCUGGUUUCUGGGGAGGGGGGAUUUCUUUCUGUAGUUGCAAAAAAGAGCAAAAUUCUCUGACAGAUGUAUAUUUGUCAGUUGAACAAAUUAAAUUCUAGCAAUCACCAUCUAUAAGUCAUACAAGCAACUCUGUCAACACAUAAAACUUUGCUUGUAAAAGAAAAGGGUUGUCCAAAUGAUAUACCUGGGAACUGGUACAUGUGUGGGGGGUGGGAAGUGACGUGGGGGGUAACCUCUGUCUCUGACCUACAGGCACAGAGUCAUCAGGUAUCCUGAAUAACCACGACAGUAAAAUCAGGGUUCCUGAUCAUAGGGAGAGAUCCCUAAGUAUGCACAGUUGUACAUGUGAAGAACUGCUGCAUACCUAGAUCAGAUGUGGAGUUUGUCACUGUGAUGCCAUUCUCCACUAACUCCACCUCACCCACCUGCACUCAUCCUCCCAGAAUAUUAUAUGAAAAGGGCUAAAGCAUCCCUUGCCCCAUUCUUGCCUUGUUCUGAGAUGUUUUAUCUAACAUUUUUGGCCUAGAUAUGGCUGUUGUAUUAUACUGCAAAAUAUACUGCAAAAAUAGUCUGAACUGGCAGAGACUGAGCAAGAGAGAGAUCUUGGAGUUGUAGUGGAUAACUCACUGA